This is a messenger RNA of Prunus armeniaca (apricot), 462 nucleotides long. Lineage: Eukaryota; Viridiplantae; Streptophyta; Magnoliopsida; Rosales; Rosaceae. The record is from the annotation of a GenBank genome assembly.
AUGAGCACAUCAGUACCGAACGCGACAGAUAAUUUCGGUGGGAUGCCACCGAAACUUUGCACCUUUUUCGGUUGGAUUUCACCGCUUUAUAAGCCUCGCGAAAACCAAUCAGCAUUCGAUACAUAUAUGCGUAUAGAGAAAUUCCCUGAGGGUAUUAGGAAAUAUAUCACUCACCAGACUGAAGUUCUUCCGGAUGUUCAAUCAAGCGAAACCAAGCUAAAUGAGAUUGCCAUUGGUUUUGUUGACGAUGAUCACUAUGUCCAGGUUCAUUUGUCUCCAGAUCACCCUAUUCCACCAGUUUCUAGAAUGUGGUAUGAACAAAGUGACAUAUGCAAUGUAACACAUUUGUACUCGAGGUACCAAGCACGUGUGGAUGCUUUUCAACAACUUCCGGGAGUGGAAAAUGUAGCUACUACAGAUACCGUCAUCCUAAUGACUGAUGAAAAUGCACCUUUUACAUAA